This is a messenger RNA of Hemicordylus capensis (graceful crag lizard), 5230 nucleotides long. RefSeq lists its product as uncharacterized. Bases 129 to 1187 code for a protein of 352 amino acids. The transcript is spliced from 13 exons. NCBI's taxonomy places the organism in Eukaryota, Metazoa, Chordata, Lepidosauria, Squamata, Cordylidae. The record is from RefSeq and is a predicted model, not a curated record.
CCAGCACCACCUCCAACUCCCACAGGGGGCUCCCCGGCAGUAUCCAGAGUCACCAUCGAUGAGGAGGUGCCCCAGGUUGGGACUGGGGCUGACUCUUUGGGGAAGAUCUGACAACUGGAGUGGAGAAAAUGGAAAGAGCUGAGGUCAUCCUCUGCUGGGCUGAAUUCUUGACAUCCGUUAUUGACGGUAUUAAGGAUGCCAAGUCCUGUGAAAGUGAGAUGCUGUCGUAUGAAAAAGACAAGGCUGUGGACGCCGUACUGGAGAGUGAGAUGUGGCAGAGAAUGGAAGAGGAUGACCAAGCGCAGGCUCAGUCAAAACCUGACUGCCAAAAGUUGCGAAGAGUCUGCAGAUGCUGCAGAAAGUUCUUUAAGACCUCCCCCAGCAGUGACUCCGAAAAGGGCAAGCCCCCCAGAGGGAGGUUCUGGCCACGAAGCAAGCGGGUUGAGCCGACUCCAGCGCCACCUCCAACUCCCUCAGGCGGCACCCCGGCAGUCUCGGGAGUCACCAUCGGUUUGACAACUAUCCAGGAGGAAGUGGACAGAGCUGAGGUCAUCUUCAGCUGGACCCAGUUCCUGUCCACAGUAAUAGAAGACGUCAAAGACAUCAGGUUGCAGGGUGGUCAGCUUCUGACCUAUGAUAAGGAUGAGGCUGUGGAAGCCGUACUGGAAAUUAUGGAGGAUGUCAAAAAGCAUCCGGAACCUGGGUUCCUGCUGCGGUUAAGCCUGGACGCCGUCACGGAACUCACCAAAAUGAAGCCGCCUAUGCCCUUCAAUCUCAAGGCAGCAGUCCUCAACGUGGCGGUGUCCGGGCUGAACCAAGUGGACCCAGGGACCCAGGAGAACAUGGCAUCCUUUAAGAAGAUGCUCAGGGGGCUGCUGGAGGAGGCCCCCUCUGUCUACAGCACCAUUGGCAUCUUGAAGGAGCUCCACAGGUAUAUUGAAUCAGAGGAGCCCCGGCUGCAGGCUCUGGGCCGAGAAGCCUACGUCUACGUCCUGCAGCAUGUGGCCAGACUGCCCAAUGUGGAACUGACCACACACAAGGCUCUCUUGCGCAUUGAAGAUGACUUGACUCAUCAUUUGAUUCAAAGCACCAUCAGAGAUGGUCUUGUCCUGGAGGACUUCAAUGAGGAGGAGGAGUCUGCUAAUUGUAUGAGUAUCAGAAUGGAGCGGGUGGGAGUGGUUGAAUAGCCAUUUGAGCCGGAGACUCAAUCUUUUGUCUUUUUCUUUGGUUUUCUAGGCUGAGAGAGAACAACUACUCCAACAAUAAUAGAACUUGGUUACCCAGUGGCAGUAGAUUCAGGACAGACUGCUUUGCACAAUGCAUCUUUAUGUUGCGGGAUUCCCUUCGAGAUGUCGGGAGUGCCACUGGCUUCGCUUAAGAAUUACGCCAAUUAAUGGAAGAUAGGUCUGUCGAUAGACAGGUGAGCUCUGGGGAGCCCGGUGAAGGAUUGCAGGUAUCCCUCUGAGGGAAUGGAUGCUGAGGAAAAACAGAAGAAAGAACAGGGAAAGGCGGAGAGGACUUGCCCCAGCUUGUGGCCCAUUUUAUCCUCCGAUGCCAAUCUCUGGAAAAAAGAUACUUUCCCCCUGCUUAGUUGCCUAUGUGCCGUGAGCGUCUGGAGUUGCUUCUUGUGAAUGGGUUGGUUGGUGGGUUGGGUAUUUUCCGAUCUCCCCUUUAUGAUACUAGUUGGAAAGAAAGUCACUUCUGCUGUAUUAGAUUGACUGGCCUGGAUCAUGUGACGUUCUUUCUUUCUUUCUUUCAUGACAGGCUAGAACUACUGAUGGAUGGGCUAACAGUCCAAAUUCCAAAACAGCCAUCCCAGUUCCUAGAGGAAAGGUCUCUCUCUCUCUCUCUCUCUCUCUCUCUCUCUCUCUCAUUUUAUUGAAUGUAAGUACAAAUAGCUGGCUCUUUCUUUCAGGUUUGAGGUCAUUCAGUAAUAAGUCUUCCCCAACGCAAACUCUUUUGAGGGUUACAAUUUUAUGUUUUGUUUCCCCCCAGUGUUAUAGUAGUGUUGCUUGUCAAAGUGAAAGUGGCUCUCAUAUGGAAACCCUGACACCUUCCGUGCACACGUAAGAACAGGAUCACUGGUUCGUGUUCCCAUAUGGAAGUGUACACAAACAUUGAAUGCAGCUCUAAACCAGCCAGGAUCCACCAAGCCAAGUGUCGUCAUAUACGUUGGCCCACCCGGCCUCAAUGAACCUCCUGUCUUGGCUGCUGUCUUUGACUCAGCAGAUCCCCAUUUCUGUCAUCCUGAUUCCAUCCCUUCGGUCUUGUGUUCCAGACAGCAAUCGUGUGUAGGAUCUGUAAAGCUUUUGCUCAAAUUCCAAGCACAGUGGUCUCACCCUACAGACACCCUUCAGGUUACUCCUGAAAUGGGAAACAUGUUCUUUGGCUCUAAUUUCAUUUUCUGACAUUAGAAACCGGAUAGAUCCAAUUUGGAAGUAUUUAUUUUUUAUAAUUUAUUCGAUUUCUAUACCGCCCUUCCAAAAAUGGCUCAGGGAGGUUUAAACAGAGAAAUAAUAAAUCAAUAAGAUGGAUCCCUGUCCCCAAAGGGCUCGCAAUCUAAGAAGAAACAUAAGACAGACACCAGCAACUGUCACUGGAGAUACUGUGCUGUGGGUGGAUAGGGCCAGUUACUCACCCCCGCUAAAUAAAGAGAAUCACCAAGUUAAAGGUACCUCUUUGCCAAGUUAGCAGGAGAAGCUAUAUUACUUCUAAUGUGAAAAAGGUACAUGAUACAGAAACCCAAUAUUGAUGCAAUGCAAAUAAUUCAUGGGAUGGCAAAAUGGGUUUUUAUUAUGAACAUUUUGCCUUUCCAUUAUCAAAAUGAUGUGGUCGCUAAGAGUUGACACCGACUUGACAGCACUCCAUCCAUCAAUCACAUGCGUGCCACAAAGAAGCAGUUCUUUUCUGCCCGCAUUGCUUCUGCAAGCUCACGUUCAGCAGAGUUGUCUCGAGUUGUGAAAGGGUUAGUACAUGACCCUCCUCCCUUGAAUGAGUAUUUGGAUCCAUCAGUUACCCACUUUGACAUUUUAAACGAGAUGUUUGCAGAUAAAAACUCUCUUCAUCCAAUGGAACAGACUCUACAGGUAGUGCAGAGCCUACUGUGGAGGUGUCCGGCAGCUCCUCUUGCACAGUGAAAUUGGAUCAUUUUCCAUUUGUGAGCACGGAGGAUGUGGACAAGCUGCUUGGGAGACUUCACUUGACAACCUGUUUUCUUGAUCCUUGCCCAACAUGGCUUAUACCAUCUAGCAAGGAGGUGAUGGGAUUAGGUCUUGGAAGCAUCAUUAAUGCUUCUCUGAGGAAGGGCAGGAUGCCUCCUUGCCUCAGGAAGGCCAUGAUUAGACCACUGUUGAAGAAACCUGCAUUGGAUCCCAUUCUAGGCCUGUCUCCAACCUCCCAUGGUAGGGCAAGGGGAUUGAGAGGGUAGUGCCAUCUCAGCUCCAGGAGUCUUGGAAGAAGGAGAUGAUCUGGGCCCAUUUAAAAAGGGCUUCCGGGUGGGCUAUGGGGUUGAGAAGGACUUGGUUGGCCUGUUGGGUGAUCUCCAAUUGGGAAUUGACAGGGGGAGUGUGAGCCUGUGGAUCCUUGUGGAUGUCUCAGCCGAUCCUUUUGAUAUCAGUAGAUCAUGGCACCUCCUGGAGCGCCUGAAGGGAGAGGGGUAGGGAGUGAGAGGCACCACUUUGCGGUGGCUCCACUCCUACUUCUCAUAUAGGUCCCAGAUGCUGUUGAUUGGAGAUUGUUGCUCUUCCAAAGGAGAGCUAUUGUAUGGGGUUGCACAGGGCUCCAUUCUAUCUCCAAUGCUUUUUAAUAUCUACAUGGAACAGUGCGGGGAAAUCGUCUGGGAUUUGGAGCAGGGUGUUAUCCAUAUACUGACACACAAACCUCUUUCUCCAUCUCAACUUCAUUAGGUAAUGGCCUAACUUCCCGAAAGACUUACCUGGAGUCCGUGAUGAGCCGGAUGAGGGAGAACAAACUGAGGCUCAAUCCAAGGAAGACAAAGCAUUUUUCACCAACUACGAAUGAAAAGAUUCCUCAGCCAAUGCGCACACUACACUGUGCUGCCAAUAGAGUGUGGCCCGUGAAGCUCGUCACUCCCACCCUGAUAUCUCUACUGCCUAAAGUCCACAAAAAAGUCUCGGUCAUCAGCUCUGAUUCCAAAAAAGCUGACUUGGGUAUCUACAAACCUUAAGUCUGCACAGUGACUUCCAGGCCAAGACAGGGAUCAUUACCAUCCCAACAUAGACUCGAGAGACCGCUCCACUCCCAACAAGGGAGACCCCAGAGAAGUCACACCAAGAUCACCCUCCGAUCCUGAAGGUGACAUCGACAAAGCACAUAUGGAGGAUGAUACCAUCAAGACUAGCUGGUCUUCUCAAGACCGGCCGCCUCCGGACUGAAAAGAGUCUCCUGCACGAUACCAAUGAUCUAGAAGAGACCCUACGUGAUACCAACGCUCUCCGGGCCAGAGGGAAUCCCCUCACCAUCUGUACUCUCCAAAACACUAUCCCAUAGGAUUCGGCAUAUUGCUACUGAGAACCUCGACACUGAGACUACUCUCCAUCUGAUCAUGCCUGAUCGUUCCACUAACUUCUUCGACGACAGAUCUGGCAUUGGUGAUAGAGGACGCUAUCUUCACCCUUGCUCUUGGGCUCCACAUCGAAACCAAUAUCCGGGGAGAUUGGACCAUCCAGACGCUCGGUCCCAAUCACAUUCUCCUCAGCACUGCCGGUCUUGGUCUCAGUCAAGAGAUCAAAGAACUCAACCACCUAAGCAGCCGGACCUUGACCCUCUACCACCAAAUUCCUGAACUGAAGAAUCCGCCUCAGAGGAAGAUGCUGAAACAGCUCUGGACAUCGCAUGGGGUUCCACACCUUCCGAUCCAAUUGGAGAUCCCAGGCCUCUGUCUCCCUCGGAGUACCUGAAGCUCUUUCAGCACCUGGAGCCAAGAAAGGGAGGGCUAAACUGAAUAGCAUGCCCUACCAUUUUUGAAAAAUGCUGGAACCCAACUUGCCCUCAUACAUACAAAAAAGGAUAUUCCCAAAGAGGUGUUAAUUCUCUUGGAAGGGUCAAUCAUGUGGAGCUUUGACUGCAAGAGGAUAGAUGGCAGAAGAAUGUUGUUCAGAGCUGUGUAGUUAUUGGGACAAUUUUCAGCAUUUUUAAAGUGCCAAAAUGUCUUCAGAAUCCGCUUACAGAAUUCAGCUUCUUGAGUCUCAGCUUUCUGUCCCUCUUUGAA